AUGGAUCCCGUAAGCCAAUGGGGAAACACACCCCUCGUAACCGUCGACCCUGAGAUCCAUGACCUUAUCGAAAAAGAAAAACGCCGCCAAUGCCGCGGAAUCGAACUCAUCGCAUCGGAAAAUUUCACCUCCUUCGCCGUCAUAGAAGCCUUAGGAAGUGCACUCACCAACAAAUACUCAGAAGGUAUUCCGGGAAACCGUUACUACGGCGGUAACGAAUUCAUCGACGAAAUUGAAAACCUCUGUCGGUCGCGUGCACUCCAAGCUUUCCAUCUCGAUCCACAAGCUUGGGGAGUUAACGUUCAGCCUUACUCCGGUUCUCCGGCUAACUUCGCUGCGUACACAGCUGUUCUCAAUCCUCAUGAUCGGAUCAUGGGAUUGGAUCUACCUUCUGGUGGUCAUCUUACGCAUGGUUAUUAUACUUCCGGCGGGAAGAAGAUCUCGGCGACUUCGAUUUAUUUCGAGAGUUUGCCGUAUAAGGUGAAUUCGGCUACUGGUUAUAUUGAUUAUGAUCGGUUGGAAGAGAAGGCUUUGGAUUUUAGGCCUAGGUUGAUUAUUUGUGGUGGUAGCGCGUACCCUAGGGAUUGGGAAUAUAAUCGAUUAAGAGAUGUUGCUGAUAAGUGUGGCGCUCUUUUGCUUUGUGAUAUGGCUCAUUUUAGUGGUCUUGUUGCUGCUCAGGAAGUUAAUAAUCCGUUUGAGUACUGUGACAUAGUGACGACAACAACUCACAAGAGCUUGAGGGGUCCUAGGGCGGGUAUGAUCUUCUACAGGAAGGGACCUAAGCCACCCAAGAAAGGCCAGGCUGACAAUGCAGUUUAUGAUUUUGAGGACAAGAUUAACUUUGCAGUCUUCCCCUCUCUUCAAGGUGGUCCUCACAAUCACCAGAUUGGUGCCCUUGCUGUUGCCUUGAAACAGGCCAUGUCACCUGGGUUCAAAGCAUAUGCAAAGCAAGUUAAGGCCAAUGCAGUUGCCAUUGGAAAUUACUUGAUGAGCAAGGGAUACAGUCUUGUCACUGGUGGAACUGAGAACCAUCUUGUAUUGUGGGAUCUCCGCCCUCUUGGAUUGACUGGAAACAAGGUGGAGAAACUUUGUGACCUCUGUAACAUCACAGUGAACAAAAAUGCUGUUUUUGGCGAUAGCAGUGCCUUGGCUCCCGGAGGAGUACGAGUCGGUACUCCAGCCAUGACAUCAAGAGGCUUGGUUGAAAAGGACUUUGAGCAGAUUGGAGAGUUCCUUCACCGUGCUGUGACUCUGACACUAGAGAUCCAGAAGGAGCAUGGCAAACUUUUGAAGGACUUCAACAAGGGCUUGGUUGACAACAAAGCUAUUGAAGAACUCAAAGCUGAUGUUGAGAAGUUCUCUUCCUCAUUUGGUAUGCCUGGUUUCCUGGUAUCUGAGAUGAAGUACAAGGAUUAA
Lathyrus sativus (Indian pea) is the source of this 1416-nucleotide messenger RNA. NCBI's taxonomy places the organism in Eukaryota, Viridiplantae, Streptophyta, Magnoliopsida, Fabales, Fabaceae. The record is from the annotation of a GenBank genome assembly.